Balearica regulorum gibbericeps (East African grey crowned-crane) is the source of this 4351-nucleotide messenger RNA. NCBI's taxonomy places the organism in Eukaryota, Metazoa, Chordata, Aves, Gruiformes, Gruidae. The record is from RefSeq and is a predicted model, not a curated record.
AUAUUGAAGCACAAAUUCGAGAAAUUCAAGGAAAAAAGCCUGCUCUUGAUGAAGCACAAGGAGUAGGCCUUGAUUCCACAGGAUAUUACGAUCAAGAAAUCUAUGGUGGCAGUGACAGCAGGUUUGCUGGAUAUGUCACUUCUAUUGCAGCAACUGAAUUGGAAGAUGAUGAUGAUGACUACCCAUCUACAAGUUUGCUUGGCCAGAAGAAGCCAGGCUACCAUGCUCCAGUGGCAUUGCUUAAUGACAUACCACAGUCUACUGAACAGUAUGAUCCUUUUGCAGAACACCGUCCUCAAAAGAUUGCAGAUCGGGAAGAUGAGUACAAAAAGCACAGGCGGAUGAUGAUAAUUUCCCCUGAGCGUCUUGAUCCUUUUGCAGAUGGAGGGAAGACACCAGAUCCUAAAAUGAAUGCCAGAACAUACAUGGAUGUUAUGCGUGAACAACAUUUAACGAAAGAAGAGAGGGAAAUUAGGCAACAACUAGCUGAAAAAGCUAAAGCUGGAGAGCUUAAAGUCGUCAAUGGAGCCGCAUCUCAGCCACCUUCAAAACGCAAACGGCGUUGGGAUCAGACAGCUGAUCAGACUCCUGGUGCUACACCUAAAAAAUUAUCCAGUUGGGAUCAAGCAGAGACUCCUGGACAUACACCAUCUCUGCGAUGGGAUGAAACUCCAGGCCGUGCAAAGGGUAGUGAAACUCCUGGUGCCACCCCAGGCUCAAAAAUAUGGGAUCCGACUCCCAGUCAUACACCAGCAGGAGCUGCAACACCCGGACGGGAUACGCCUGGUCAUGCAACACCAGGCCAUGGAGGUGCCACUUCCAGUGCACGUAAAAAUCGAUGGGAUGAAACACCUAAAACAGAGAGAGAUACUCCGGGGCACGGCAGUGGAUGGGCUGAGACGCCUCGUACAGAUAGAGGUGGUGACUCCAUUGGUGAGACACCGACCCCAGGAGCUAGUAAAAGAAAGUCACGAUGGGAUGAAACACCUGCUAGCCAGAUGGGUGGCAGCACUCCUGUUCUGACACCUGGCAAAACACCCAUUGGUACACCAGCUAUGAACAUGGCAACUCCUACACCAGGUCAUAUCAUGAGCAUGACUCCUGAACAGCUGCAGGCUUGGCGUUGGGAAAGGGAAAUUGAUGAGAGAAACAGACCACUUUCUGAUGAAGAGUUGGAUGCUAUGUUUCCAGAAGGAUAUAAGGUUCUUCCCCCACCAGCUGGUUAUGUACCUAUUCGCACUCCAGCGCGUAAGCUUACAGCAACUCCAACGCCUUUGGGUGGUAUGACUGGAUUCCACAUGCAGACAGAAGACCGGACCAUGAAGAGUGUUAAUGACCAGCCAUCUGGCAAUCUUCCAUUCCUAAAACCAGAUGAUAUCCAAUACUUUGAUAAACUGCUGGUUGAUGUUGAUGAAUCAACUCUGAGUCCUGAAGAACAGAAGGAGAGAAAAAUAAUGAAAUUACUCCUGAAAAUAAAAAAUGGCACACCUCCUAUGAGAAAGGCUGCGUUGCGACAAAUUACUGAUAAAGCUCGGGAAUUUGGAGCAGGGCCGUUGUUUAAUCAGAUUCUGCCUCUGCUGAUGUCACCAACGCUUGAAGAUCAGGAGCGUCACUUGCUUGUCAAAGUCAUUGACAGAAUUCUUUACAAACUGGAUGACUUGGUCCGACCAUACGUACACAAGAUCCUUGUCGUCAUUGAACCCCUGCUGAUUGAUGAAGACUACUAUGCUAGAGUGGAAGGCAGGGAAAUUAUUUCAAACUUGGCUAAGGCUGCUGGUUUGGCAACAAUGAUCUCCACAAUGCGACCUGACAUUGAUAACAUGGAUGAAUAUGUCCGAAAUACAACAGCUCGAGCCUUUGCUGUCGUUGCCUCUGCUUUGGGCAUUCCUUCUCUGCUACCCUUCUUGAAAGCUGUCUGUAAAAGCAAAAAAUCCUGGCAGGCUAGGCAUACUGGCAUCAAGAUUGUUCAGCAGAUUGCUAUUCUUAUGGGUUGUGCUAUCCUGCCUCAUCUCAGGAGCUUGGUUGAAAUUAUUGAACAUGGUCUGGUGGAUGAGCAGCAGAAAGUUCGCACCAUCAGUGCUUUGGCUAUUGCUGCUUUGGCUGAGGCGGCUACUCCCUAUGGUAUCGAGUCAUUUGAUUCUGUUCUGAAGCCUUUAUGGAAGGGUAUACGUCAGCACAGAGGAAAGGGUUUGGCUGCCUUUUUGAAGGCUAUUGGUUACCUGAUUCCACUCAUGGAUGCUGAGUAUGCAAACUAUUAUACUAGAGAAGUCAUGCUAAUCCUUAUCAGAGAGUUCCAGUCUCCUGAUGAAGAGAUGAAAAAAAUUGUGUUGAAGGUGGUAAAGCAGUGUUGUGGUACGGAUGGUGUUGAAGCAAACUACAUUAAAACAGAAAUCUUGCCACCUUUUUUCAAACACUUCUGGCAGCACAGAAUGGCAUUGGACAGAAGAAAUUACAGACAGUUGGUUGAUACAACUGUGGAGCUGGCAAAUAAAGUUGGAGCAGCGGAAAUUAUUUCUAGAAUUGUGGAUGAUCUGAAAGAUGAGGCUGAGCAGUACAGAAAAAUGGUCAUGGAAACAAUUGAGAAAAUAAUGGGAAAUCUGGGAGCAGCAGACAUUGAUCAUAAACUGGAAGAACAACUUAUUGAUGGUAUCUUGUAUGCCUUUCAGGAACAGACCACAGAGGAUUCUGUGAUGCUGAAUGGUUUUGGCACAGUGGUUAAUGCUCUAGGCAAAAGAGUUAAACCCUACUUGCCACAAAUCUGUGGUACAGUUUUGUGGCGUUUGAACAACAAAUCGGCUAAAGUUAGGCAGCAGGCUGCUGACCUGAUCUCUCGUACUGCAGUUGUCAUGAAGACUUGUCAAGAGGAAAAACUGAUGGGACACUUGGGUGUUGUGUUGUAUGAGUACCUGGGUGAAGAAUAUCCUGAAGUACUGGGCAGCAUACUCGGAGCACUUAAGGCUAUUGUGAAUGUUAUAGGUAUGCACAAGAUGACACCACCAAUCAAAGAUCUGCUGCCACGGCUUACACCUAUUUUGAAGAACAGACAUGAGAAAGUACAGGAAAAUUGUAUUGAUCUUGUUGGGCGCAUUGCAGACCGAGGUGCAGAGUAUGUUUCUGCAAGAGAAUGGAUGAGGAUCUGCUUUGAACUGCUUGAAUUAUUAAAAGCUCACAAGAAAGCUAUCCGAAGAGCCACAGUGAACACUUUUGGUUAUAUUGCGAAAGCAAUUGGACCUCACGAUGUAUUGGCUACACUGCUAAAUAACUUGAAAGUACAGGAAAGGCAGAACAGAGUAUGCACUACAGUAGCAAUUGCUAUUGUAGCUGAAACAUGCUCACCUUUCACAGUGCUGCCUGCACUCAUGAAUGAAUACAGAGUUCCGGAACUGAAUGUCCAGAAUGGUGUGUUAAAAUCUCUUUCUUUCCUGUUUGAAUACAUUGGAGAGAUGGGAAAAGAUUACAUUUAUGCUGUUACACCAUUGCUUGAAGAUGCUUUAAUGGACAGGGAUCUUGUACACAGACAAACAGCCAGUGCCGUGGUGCAACACAUGUCUCUUGGUGUUUAUGGGUUUGGCUGUGAAGAUUCUCUUAAUCAUUUGUUAAAUUAUGUGUGGCCUAACGUGUUUGAAACCUCUCCUCACGUCAUUCAGGCAGUUAUGGGGGCUCUGGAGGGCCUUAGAGUUGCUAUUGGUCCCUGCAGAAUGUUGCAGUAUUGUUUACAGGGUUUGUUUCACCCUGCCAGGAAAGUCAGAGAUGUUUAUUGGAAGAUUUAUAAUUCGAUCUACAUCGGAUCACAGGAUGCUCUGAUAGCACAUUAUCCAAGAAUCUAUAAUGAUGAAAAGAACACCUAUAUUCGUUAUGAACUUGAUUACAUCUUAUAAUCUUCUUGUUCAGUUGUUUGUGUUUAAUGCACAGCUGUUCUUCAAUUAAAUGCUUCAGAUUUGAUGAUGUAAAAUUUUAAAAUAUUGGAGAUCAGUAUAGAGCUGGUCAGAGGCAGACCUAGGAAUCCAGUAGCAUGAUUUUUUAAAUAUGUCCUUGUUUUUUGAUGUUAAACAGUUAAAGCCAGUAGUGACCAAGAAAACAGUGAUUACUAUGUACUGGAGGGAUUUCAUUUUGGAUUCAUCUUUAUGAAGAUUUAGAUUUCAUUCCUUGUGUUUAAAGGGGAAGUUUAUUUGAGAAAUAAACAUUUGUGUAUAAAAACUAAUUUGUGCGUGGUUUUUGGACAGAGGGGCUUGUAAAACGAGUCCCUUUGGAUUAAGUAUUUGUUCAUGUAAUAAAUAGGUGGCAUAAAACAUUUUAACCCUUUUUGUCAUCCCCUAGCUUUUGAAUAAAUAAGAAAAACAUACAAACUGUA